UGAAAAACUUUUAAAAUAUAAACUUGCAAUAUUUUAUAAUAUUUAAAAAAUUAAUUAUCGCAACAAAAACAAAUAAAAAAAAGUAAAUAAAAAUGUUUUUUAAAAUUCUAAUGUGGCUCUUUGCCAUAACCGCGUAUUUUUCUACACAAACGAAUUGCUUUGAGAUGAAUAUGACUGAUUACUACAAAAUGCCCAGCUUAUAUGAUUUUGACGAUUAUGAUCGCUGUUUGACGGAGUUCAAUAAUCUAUCGACUUAUUGCUUUGUACGGGCUGACGUUAUACCCAAAAAUGAUUCAGUGUCUUGGCGGGUUAUCACCGAGAUAUCAAAGUAUAAUAAGCAUCAUUUCAAUCAUCGUCAUCUGUACUUUGGUUUAUGCGUGAAAUGGUGUGAAGAUGCUUUAUCACAGUUCCAGGAAAAUGGGACCGAUGAACUUUUUGCUGGCAUAUUAACUAAUAACACAAAGGUCAAUGUAUAUUUGAACUUAUUUUCAUCAGAAGCUACAAAUCGUGAUCAUUACAAUAUUUUACUAAACAAGUGUCUUAACUUGAGACUGCAGAAAAACUAUGGCUUGAAAGCAGAGAGUGUUAUUGAAUAUUGCAAUACAAAUAAUAAAACUAUUGAGGAAGAUUCUUGGAAUUUGUCAUUUUACAUUGUGGUUUAUGUGCUGAUUUGCUUAGUUAUAUUAAGUAGCUCAUACGACUUUUAUCUGAAACACAAAUGUAACGAUAAAGUGCUAACAGAUCGAGACCACUAUAAGGCGCCACAAAAUAGUUUAAUUAAAAAAAUUUGUGUGACCUUUUCGGUAGCACGAAAUUGGUAUCGCCUAACACAAGAACCAACCGGUAAAAUUGGACGUGACCUACGCUUUUUGGAUUGUUUCAAAUUUUUUUGCAUGUUUUUGGUUGUUUUUGCACAUACAAAUUGGGUUAUAUUUGAGGGACCAAUUGGUAAUCCUUAUGAAGAAGAACAACUAUUACACACAUUAUCGGGGACUUUAUUAAUUUCUGGCGGCUUAAUUACACUUACUUUCUUCGUAAUUAGUGGAUUGCUAUUGACAAUUAAUUGGCUGGCACUAACUAAGGUUAAGAGUGAUCUAAGUUUACCGGAAUAUAUAGAGGCAUUUACUAAAUUCAACAUAUUUAGAUAUAUACGACUUACAGUGCCAUAUGGAUUCGUGUUACUUUUGAGCGGUGUUUACUUUGAAAAUUCUGGUGGACCUAUGUGGCGUCACAUUUUGGAACGUGAGCAGUUAUCGUGUCGCAAGAAUUGGUGGACAAAUUUGUUAUACGUUAACAAUUAUGUUAAUAAUAAUGAAAGGUGUAUGUUACAAGGUUGGUACUUGGCUGCGGAUACACAUUCUUUCAUACUGAGUUUGGUCCUACUUAUGUUGGCAAAUAAAUGGCCUAAAGUUCGUAACAUUCUUUUCGGUGUAGUCUUGGCAAUUUUCUACGUUAUACCUGGCAUUGUUGCUUAUGUUAAGAAAUAUAGUCCGAUUUUUAUAGCAACGCCACAAGCACAAAGAGAUUCCUUCAUUGAAAAUGAAGAAUUCGCCAAUUUUUAUGCGCCAUUCCAUAUGAAUUUCGGCUGUUACUUUUGUGGAGUUGUUGCCGCCUUGGUUUAUGAUAAGAUUUCCAGUCAACAAUUGAAAUUAGCUAAAUAUAAAUCAUUUCAAAUUCUUUGGUAUUUACUCAUACCAGUUGGUGUCUUGUGGAUGUUUUCGGCUCAUCCAUUAAUACAACACUACUAUAAGGUACCACCACGUUUCUGGGGCAGUGUGUAUGCAGCUAUGCAACGCAAUUCUUGGUCAUUCGGUGUGGCAUUCAUGAUUGUCGGAAUGUCAGCGAGACUAGGCUGGAUUCUACGUAGAUUUGCAUGCUUGCCAAUAUUUCGAAUAUUGGGACGUUUAACAUAUGGUGUUCUACUCAUACAUGUUUUUAUGGCACGUAUAGUGUUGGGUACAAUAAGAGAACCAAUUUAUUUCAGUACAGGAACGAUGUUCGCUUAUAUAUUCUUCAAUCUGACUGCAUCGUAUUUGGCAUCACUGAUAUUAGCACUAUUAGUGGAAUUACCAACUUCAUCUCUUUUGAAAUUAUUGCGUUAAAUAUUGUUAGUAUCUUAAAAGACUUGUACUUAGAUUUAUAAGAUUUUAUAUACAUUUAUUAAAUUAAUUAUGAUUAAGUUAACACUCUGUAUUAAGUUUAUAAUAAAAACC
Molecule: messenger RNA, 2213 nt
Organism: Teleopsis dalmanni
Lineage: Eukaryota; Metazoa; Arthropoda; Insecta; Diptera; Diopsidae
Product: nose resistant to fluoxetine protein 6
Exons: 11
Coding region: 93-2102 (669 amino acids)
Molecular function (GO): acyltransferase activity, transferring groups other than amino-acyl groups
Source: RefSeq, a predicted model, not a curated record